This is a messenger RNA of Mercenaria mercenaria, 2730 nucleotides long. RefSeq names its product neurotensin receptor type 1-like. NCBI's taxonomy places the organism in Eukaryota, Metazoa, Mollusca, Bivalvia, Venerida, Veneridae. The record is from RefSeq and is a predicted model, not a curated record. Gene Ontology annotation, molecular function: G protein-coupled receptor activity. Gene Ontology annotation, biological process: G protein-coupled receptor signaling pathway. Gene Ontology annotation, cellular component: plasma membrane. The transcript has 4 exons. The coding region runs from base 418 to 1569 and encodes 383 amino acids.
AUUAUCCUCCAUAAUUUACGGCUAAUGGAUUAUGACAUAUGACAGAUAAUGUUGACAGAUCAUUGAACAUUUUCAAUUAACAUUGUCAAUGUAAUGGAUAUUUACAGAUGUUUCUAUUAUUAAUAAAUGAAAAUUGAAAUCAAUGGAUAAACUUGCGCUGACGGAUGUUAACUUUAUAACUACAAGCUUAUUCUUAAUAUAACAUGAAUUGUGUAAUAUAUCAGUAAGUUAAUCUUAAGAGGAUAUAUUGCUGUAAUUUAAUUGUAUUUUAUUGCUAAUGUUACAAGACAUACGAAUGUUAUAAACAUUUACAAAUGGAUUGGUCCACAAGUUAUUCUAACACCAGCGAAGGGCCCGUUCCGCAACAAAAUGAUGUGACAUGAAUUAUGUACGUUGCCCGAUACUGAAAGACUAAACAUGAACAACACAAGCAGCCCCACGCCUGCAGAGGCCAUGAAUUGCAAUAUGUCCAACAUGACAAACCCCUUCUUCUGCAUGAGUAUUACAGAGAUCCUAGAGAUAACAGCGCCGCAGAUUAUCCUUAUUGAUCGGAUUGUCUCCCCUAUAUGGUACAUCAUUGGCCUUAUCGGGAAUCCAAUAUCAGCCGUUAUUUGGCUUUCAAGGAAAAUAUGCAAGACCAAUUCAUCUGCUGUGUAUUUCGGUUCUCUUGCGAUAGUGGAGACAAUUUACUUAGUAUUACAUUUCAUACAAGAACUGGAGUUUGCCUGGGGUGUAAAGACAUACGGCGGAAAAACAACAUGUGAACUCUUCAACUUCCUGUAUAUUACACCACAAUAUCUGGUUCCUAUGCUGGUUCUUGGCUUCACAACAGAACGUUACAUAGCAGUGUGUCACCCAUUUGUCAAGGAGAAGUACUGCACAGUAACUCGUGCAAAAAUAGUUAUAAUAUGUAUGUCUGCGCUUUCAGUAGCUAUUGCGCUCUUACAGAUAUACAUUUGGGCUUGGGAUGAUAAGAUUGGAUGUGUAUUCAGGCCAGACACUGAAAAGUUCAACGAAGUGUGGACUUGGUUCACAGAAAUGUUGUUAUUUGGUUUUAUUCCAGUUUCUUGCCUCGUUAUAAACAUCCUUGUCAUUCUUGAGAUCAGACGCUUGUCUGUUCAGAGUGCUGCGCAUGGGCAAGGCCAGACUUCCGGUAAUGCAGCGUCUACAACGACAUUACUUUGUGUUUCAUUUUAUUUCAUAUGUACCUUACUGCCAGCGACAAUAGUCUAUGCUAUACAGCCAAGUGUACCGCAGGGCGACGUCAGUUUGCCAGUUCACACGUGGUCUGAUGACCCAGUUUGGAGCGGUUAUUUUUCUUACUUAACUAUUAGAAAAAUUGUUGAAGAAAUAUGUUUGUCCAACUACGCCACAUAUUUUAUAAUAUACUAUGCUACUGGCGUGUAUUUUAGACGGGAAUUCAGGAGCCUUUUUGGACUCAAGAAAAAGAGAAAAUCUAAAGGCGUUAGCAGCCGUGGUAUGCUGUCAGACUACAGCAUUGUUCAAUCGAACGGGAGAAAUACUUCAUGUACAGAGACAAUGUUGGUUGAUUCUCCUAGUGACACGUGAUGUUUUCCAAAGGCCACGUGCUGAUUGAAAACAUGUUCCCUAAGCGACACAUGUUUUUUUGGAAAAUCAUUCUCCGAGCGACGAGUGUUCUAUAAAAUAUAUUACUUUAGCCUCACGUGACAAGUACAAGUAUAUUCUCUGCACGUGUUGAUUAAAAUUGUAUUUUAGUGAAAUAUAUUUAGAAGUAGAUCAACUGGAAAUUAUGGUCAGAUUCGCAGCCCAAUUAAAUGGCAGUUACGAAUGGAAACUUGUAUAUAUUUAGAAUUUUGUUAUUGCCAAUGAUCGCAUAUACAUUUUACAAUAUGCUCUUAUUGUAUGAGGGAAUUUUCAUAAAGCCUAACUGCAGCUAGUCUGUUGCAUAAUCACCAUUAAUGAACUUAUAGAUACAUAUCACGUAAUAUAUUUUCUCAUUCUGUAACAUAGUCAGUAAAAUGUCAGUAAAAUGGCAUUUACUUAUGUGCAAUAAUCAGUUCACGAUCAUCCAUUAAAAAAUCUCAGUUUUGAAUUCUUGUUCGAAAAAAAGAUAAAACCAAGAAGUCAAGGUGAAGACUUUUAGUACUAUAUCUGAUCAUUCAAAGUUACAUACACACCCUUUGGUAUGUCAACAACAGUACAUAGGGUUCAAGAAAGCAUUUGUAAAUAAGUAGUACGUAAAUACGUAAGUAUUAAUAAUACCUAAGUAUGUCAUGUCCUCUAGUCCAGUUGUCUAAAUUCCUGUGUUGUCUGGAAAGUUUUUGUCAAGCAACUUUUCACAACCUUGUCAUAUUGUCAUUAGGCACCAAAUACAUUUUACCUAAAACUGCUACAUAUGUGUUUAAUGCAUGUUUUAAUUGCUUUUGCUUAAUUAUUUCUUUAACAGUUACCGCCAAAGUUCUUGCGCUACAAGAAUUAUACCAGUGAAUUCUGUACUGACGAACUUUCACCGGUGUUUUUCCGGGGUAAACAGCAUCUUCUUUACCACAUAGUCAUUUAUGUCAUUUACGCCAAUGUUUUUAUAAACGAUGUUAUUUGCCUGUUAAAUGUUAUAUAAUACUAACCUAGUCAUCUCUAAGUAGCAUUUUUUUCUGUUCUCUUGCGAAAUAUCUACUAAUUUUGAUUAAAUUAAUCCUGCGAAGCAAGUUUGAAUGUUCACCCGAAAAAUCCAUCCAUACACUAAUAUAC